AGGUAAUUGAAACUGAACUCAAGCUUAGCUCUUGAUCCAUAUAUGGUAGCUUUGAUUAUUGUUGAUUUAGGCAUCGGAGUGUUUAUCCCGAGGACCAACCUUGGGGCUUUGCAGAAUGCCUUAGAUGCCUUGAUGUGCAAAAUAUUCCCCUCAACAUUGCGUGGAAACGCUUGGACUUGGUACUAUAGUCUGCAGCCAAACUUGAUCAGUUCAUAUGCCGAGCUUGUGGCAUAUUUUGCAACUAAGUUCUCAAGUCGACGACUGAUAAGAAAGACGACCUCCAAGCUCAUGCGGGUGAUCAAGAGAGAAGGUGAAUCUCUGAAGAACUACAUGAAUAGAUUCAACGAUGUUGUACUGGAAAUCGGUUCAUUUAAUCAAGCUGUUAGAUUAGCUACCAUAAUUCAAGGCCUCAAGCACGAGAAGUUUAGAGACAACUUGAUAAAGCAUUCUUCUGCCACGUUCAAUGAAGUCAAUGAAAGAUCUUAUAAGUUUAUACAGGCCGAGGAAUACGCCUUGUCGGGCAAGCCCGCAUGGAGUAAAGAGGUCAGACCUCCGACUUGGAGAGAUGAGGGGCAAAAUAAGAAGAGGUUCAAAACUGCGCAGAACCGAGGUCCAUUCCCUACUAAAGUUGACAGACCCACCCUGAGUACCCCACAACCUCUGACAAAGCAGAUCACUUGGACUCUGUUUACACUAUUGAGGUCACAAAUUUUGAUGCAGAUCAAGAAAAAAAUGGAGCUUAGAAGGCCCCCACCUAUGCAAAGUUCACUUGCCUCUAGAGAUCAUAGCAGAUAUUGUGACUUCCACCAGGAUCACGGACACACCACGAAGGAAUGUAACAAUUUGAAGUUUGAACUCGAGGGUUUGGCCUGCAAAGGGAUGCUGAAUGAUUACAUCUCAAACAAGGACUAGCUCAAGUUCAUCCGAGAGCAGGGACGACCUCAAGGAUCUUGAGAUGCAAGCAAUAAAAAUGGGGUUGGCUA
Rubroshorea leprosula is the source of this 983-nucleotide messenger RNA. The record is from the annotation of a GenBank genome assembly. NCBI's taxonomy places the organism in Eukaryota, Viridiplantae, Streptophyta, Magnoliopsida, Malvales, Dipterocarpaceae.